AAACCAAACAACCCCACCGAACAACCUGUUUCCGCCAAACGCCCAGGGCGAGAAGAAUCAAUCAAUCAAUCAGUAAAAUUUAGGCGUUAAACGAAGCUUGCGAAGAAGACGAAAAUGGCGGAUUUGAUUUUGAGUUCCUCUGCACAGUCCUCUCUCCUUCAGGUCAGACCCAAUCUCUUCCUACUCAAUAGCUCCGUUGCUUCGCCGAUCCGAAGUGUCAGAUUCCUCAAUUCCAAAGGUUUUCAUCCUCUGGCGUUCGCAUCUGGCCAGCGACGACUUCCUCUUGGUGCUGUAGUUCCCUCUGACUCGAAGAAGACGAUCGCCGGUACGAUUACUGCUCACUGUGUUGCUUCGGGAGUCAAAGCUGUUGAAGUUGAGCCUACGAUCGAUUACGGAGGUGGUGGUGGUGGUGGAAUUGGAGGUGAUAAAUUUGGCGGCGGCGGUGGUGGAGGCGGCGAUGGAAAUGAAGACGAAGGAGAUAGUGAUGAGGAGGAGAGUGAUGGGAAGAAGAAUACGCCUUUGUCUAUGUCGCAGAAGUUGACUCUUGGGUACGCUUUUCUUGUCGGAGUUGGUGGACUGAUGGGUUAUCUGAAGAGUGGUAGCCAGAAAUCACUCCUUGCAGGUGGACUGUCAGCUGCUGUUCUGAUGUAUGUGUUCACACAGCUCCCAACAAAACCAGUUCUUGCAUCAACUAUUGGCGUAGUGAUGGCAGGUGCAUUAACGUGGGUGAUGGGAACCCGAUACAUGGGAUCGAAGAAGAUAUUUCCGGCUGGAGUCGUGUCAAUCAUGUCUUUCAUCAUGACCGGAGGAUACAUACACGGUAUCAUGCGCAGCCUUCACUAAGCAGCAGCAGCAGCCAGCACUCUCGAGUCCAAUCUAUUACAAAGUGUCUGACCUUUUUUCUUUCUGUGUGUGUUUCACGGUGUAAAGCAGCUUUUGCUACUUUGUUUUGUAUUGAACCGUAAGAAGAAAAAAAACUACCAAAAUGUUCCAGAGAAAGACCUUUUUACCUU
Molecule: messenger RNA, 1013 nt
Organism: Camelina sativa (false flax)
Lineage: Eukaryota; Viridiplantae; Streptophyta; Magnoliopsida; Brassicales; Brassicaceae
Product: protein FATTY ACID EXPORT 2, chloroplastic
Biological process (GO): fatty acid transport
Cellular component (GO): chloroplast inner membrane
Molecular function (GO): fatty acid transmembrane transporter activity
Source: RefSeq, a predicted model, not a curated record